This is a messenger RNA of Bemisia tabaci, 1509 nucleotides long. Its product is annotated as probable serine hydrolase. NCBI's taxonomy places the organism in Eukaryota, Metazoa, Arthropoda, Insecta, Hemiptera, Aleyrodidae. Gene Ontology annotation, cellular component: membrane. Gene Ontology annotation, molecular function: catalytic activity. The record is from RefSeq and is a predicted model, not a curated record.
ACUCAUUUCUGAUAAUAACAUGGUGAGAACAUAAACAAUUAUGCCGAGUAAUAAUUAUGCAUUAUCAUAGCCAGUGAACGGAUUUUUACAUCCUCAUCUCUAAUUUUCUGUUACUUUGUAGUCUCUGUGUGACAAAUUAUUGAGCAGCUUUGCUGUAAUUCUAAUAAUAUUAUCUCUAUGAUAGUGCUUGCAAUCUCAGGGCCUCUUGUGAAGGUCCUUUCUUCUCUGUCAUUUUUCCUUCUCUUUCAGACCUCAACAACAUCUUAGAACUUUCAAUUACUUUUUUUAAUCCUGCUAGCAUUCACAUUCAUUUGCCAAAGUUUCGAAAAAAAUCCGUCGCAUUGUGGAACGCCACUGCACCUAUAAUUUCUGUCCAGCACCGAUACCAGUGAUUCAUCAUGAAAUCAAAUCCAAUUUCGAUUCCUGUGCCUUGGGGUUCCAUCGAAGGCAAAACAUGGGGAGAUAUCAACAACGCUCCAGUUCUGGUUGUACAUGGUCGACAAGACAAUUGCGGAACAUUUGAUCCAUUGAUCCCCCAGCUACCUCAAGAAUAUUUUUAUGUUUGUAUUGACCACCCAGGUCACGGAAAAUCAUCUCCGUUUCCUGCAGGAACACCCUUGAAAUUCUUUGAUUACGUUUUGACCCUAAAAAGAGUGAUAAAUUAUUUUAGUUGGAAGGAAGUGAUAUGUUUAGGUCAUAGUUUUGGUGCACAAGUCAGUCUAUAUUUAGCAGCGUUUUACCCUGAGCUGGUGAAAAAAAUAAUUGCGCUGGAUGGUGUAUCACCAGACUGUGUAGAAACUCACCAGAUCACCUCCUGGUACAGGAGGCAAUUCGAUAAUUUCUUAAGCCAAGAAAAAAAGUUGGCCAAUAAAAGCCCUCCAUCUUAUUCUUAUUCAGAGGCUGCACAUAGAGUAAAAAAUAACCGAUGGAUGUCCCAAUUGACUGAUGAAGCUUGCAAUAUUCUUAUUGAGAGGUCCCUAGUUCCCAAUGAAAAUGGUUAUUAUUUUAGUACCGAUCAACGAUUCAAAAUUGGAGUCUUGCCAGGACUCACCAGUGACCAGCAGAUUUCUGUUUUUAAACAAAUCCGGUGUCCAAUUAUAAUGAUUGUAGCAGAUGAGACUGCAAGUAAGUUUUGGUCAAAAGAUUCCAAUAUUAAGAACGUAUAUAAUUAUUUUAAAUUUGAAGCAUUAAAUGCUUCUGUAAUAAUUGUGAGUGGUAACCAUGAUGUGCAUUUGAACCAUCCCGAAAGGGUUUUGCCGUACGUAAAAUCGUUUUUGUCCAAUGCGCGGAGCAAACUGUAAAGACAGACUUUCGCUACCCUGUUCAUAUAACUUAAUUAAGCCUUCCAAAAAUUCUAAUGUAAAUAGCAUUUUCCAAUAAAAUAAGGUCAAUGCUUAUACCUAGCGCUUGUUAGUUUAUACUUUAACUUCAAUUUCAAAGUCUGAGAAGUUGACAUGGGAAAUUGGAGAAAAAUUGAUUUAAAAGUGAGAAAAUGUGCCGCCUUGUGAC